AUGGAUAAAAAGAUAGUGCGCAAAGGGCCGCUGCCUGGGGGUCGCCGGGGCGCGUCUGGAGCUGGCGCUGGACGCGGCAGCAUGCGGGCCGCCAGCCGAGCGCGAGGAGCUGCACGGUCAUCUACCAGCCCUCCGCAUCCAUCAUCCCCACCAGAAGGCUUGGUGUCGGCUGGGUCUUCUCGGACUCAGCAAGCGGCACCCGCCGCUGGUGGAGCACGUCGCAUGCGUUGGUCACAAGAAAUGAAUGCAAACGCACUGCGGGCGUACUUUAGGGCAAAAGGGGAAGAAACUGGAUGUUUGGCGUAUCGGGCUAGGAUGCAUCGUCUUUUUGCUGAGCUGGAGCCAUCUUUAAUCGUCACAGAGCAAAACCUGGCAGACCGAGUUCGGUAUAUCUUGCGCUCAAAUAUAUUUGAUGUCGCCGAACUCGAACGGCUACGACGUGAGGCUGUUCCCUCGUCGGAUGAGAAUGCUACGGCUGAGGAUGCGGCGCCACAAAUGGUAGAGCAACCCGCAAACGUGGAUGCCGCCGUGAAUACCCCAGUUGUGGUUGAUUCAAACGAUGAUGGAACAGUCGCCCAGGAACUGGAAUUAGAGCAUAUGAGGAGUAUAUUGGAAGAGGCUAUUGUGGAAACGCGCAGUACGCCUCUCGAAAAUCGACCGCGACUUCCCCGCAUAGCCCUAAGCAAGCGGAAUCGGGCUGUCGUGAGGGCUCUGAACCCAAUGCUGGUUACCUAUUUGGAAGCCAGCCGGGACCUUUGCGAGACGGACUCAAUUCUUUUUGGCGCCGCGCUGGCAGUCUGCCGUAUCAUAGGCGCCAAGGUUUCCACGGCUGGACGCGCUACUGGCCAUAGUAGCGCUAUCCCAGCAUGGAGAAGAAGAAUUGAGGAACGUAUCGCAAAGGCUAGAGCUCUCAUCGGCAGACUGAUAUGCUUCAGAUCAGGCAACAACAGGCCAAGAAUUGUGCGCACCGUCAGGAUGGCGUUUGCUGGGACAAAUGUCAGUUUGUCCCAGCCGGAUAUAACGCAAAAACUGACGGAGCGCAUAGAUGAUCUGAAGCAGAGAAUCGCUGCUUGGGGAAAGCGGAUUCGGCGAUAUACCGAGAGGUCGACACGGUUCAACCAGAAUCGUCUCUUCCAGAGUGAUCAGAAGAGGCUCUAUGAAUCAUUGGAGCGACCAAUGGUAAGUGGAACGGGUCCAGCACCGGAUCAGGCCGACACUGUAGCAUUCUGGCGCGGCCUGUGGUCAGAGCCCGUAAACCACAGCGAGGGCCCUUGGACGGAAGUUGUGGCGAGUCAGUGUGCGGGUAUUACGCCCAUGGACCCCGUCAUCAUAACGCCGGAUGACGUAGCUGAGGCGGUUCGUAGGGCCCCCGAACUGGAAAAGUCCGGGGGCUUGACGGGCUGCAUCACUACUGGCUGA
Molecule: messenger RNA, 1419 nt
Organism: Parnassius apollo (apollo)
Lineage: Eukaryota; Metazoa; Arthropoda; Insecta; Lepidoptera; Papilionidae
Source: the annotation of a GenBank genome assembly